GAAGGGAAGCAGAGGAAGGGGCUGAGAGUUGCAGAUACAAGACAAGAAGAAUCCCUCUGACCACACACCCCUGUCCCUUACUCCCAUCUCACUGCUGCUGUCCAUAGAGAGACCCCAGCCACCCAUCACCUGUCUACAGUCCACCUUGGGAUGGAUUUGUCUGGAUGACAUCUACAAGCCUCCCCUUCCUGCGUCUGAUACACUGAGAUUUUAAGCUGCAUGACACAUUGUAUCACACCAGUGACUUCUACACUGAUUCAUAUAUUUUGCACGCAGAUCCUGAGGGCUUACUUUGGCUUUUGUAAAUGAUUAACAUAUGGAGAAGUUUUAAAGGAGAAAUUGGCACGAUUUCAAUUCCUGCAUCUCCUCUGCUAGAGACACUGCAGAUUUCAAUUACUGUACACGAUCAUUUAUACAUUGCAUAAUACCCAAUUUCAUGACAUUUUCAUUUGGUUUUCUCAGAAGUAGUUAACCAUCUUGAAGUCCCUGCAUUGUGUUGGAAAAGCCCUGAUACACCUACCUGUCCAUUUAUUAUAUUAGUUAUAUUCUAACUAUGGCUCUAGAAUGCCUUCAGAGUACUUGGCUUGCAUUUAUACUUUGGCUCAUUGGCAUCAAUGCGUUACCUAAAGAAGAUGUUACAGUGCCAGAACUGCUGCCUGGUACUGAUGGAAAAGUGACCUUGAGGUUCACAGCAUUAGGGGCAGAAAUGGAAUUCCACCUAACUCCUGAUGAAGCUUUCCUUGUACCAGGGCUGCAAAUUGAACACAUAGGAAGGGAUGGUGCUAAUGAGGAUGGCAUGGCUGGUCUGAGGAACUGUUUUUAUUCCAGCCAAGAACCAUUAGCUGCUUUUAGUAUAUGCAAAGGAAUCCAGGGAGCUUUCAUGAAAGGCUGUGAUAGUUAUGUCAUCCAACCCAUGAAGAAAUGGAUGGGUCAGAGGACACUUGGUCGGCACCGUGUAUUCAAAGCUCAUAAAAUAGAAACAGAGAGACUGGGCAGUAAUAAUGGUGCCUACAAGAAUGGAAUUAUCACUCAAAACUGGGGAAAACCCAACAACCAUAGGAAUCAAAAGGACAAUCUUGCAGGCACUCGCAGACAGAACUGGAGAAAUACAUAUGGGAAAGAGAGUGGAAGGAUCUUACCUGGUAUUUCUGGCACCACCCGGAGAUACAGAAGUGCCUUGCAAGAAAGUAAGGAUGACCAGGAACCUCAGACCUCAGAUACAAACAUCUCCGAGAAAUCCAACACUGAAUCCUUGGGAGGAGACGCAAAGGUUCACCAACACCGUCACAAGAGGUUUGUGUCUUCAGAGCGCUUUGUGGAAGUUCUCCUGGUGGCUGAUGUCUCUAUGGUCCAGUUCUAUGGGGAGGAUUUAAAGCUGCACCUGCUGACAUUAAUGUCCAUCGCUGCCCAGAUCUACAAGCACCCAAGUCUGAGGAACUCAGUCAACCUGGUGGUGGUUAAGGUCCUGGUAGUUGAAGAUGAAGACUCCGGUCCAGAAGUCUCAGACAAUGGAGGCCUGAUACUACGUAACUUCUGCAGGUGGCAGCAAGGCUACAACCCACCAAGUGACCGGCACGCAGAGCAUUACGAUACAGCCAUUCUCAUCACCCGACAGGACUUCUGUGGACACGACAGCUGUGACACGCUCGGCGUGGCUGACAUCGGUACAGUCUGUGAACCAAGCAAGAGCUGCUCUGUGAUUGAAGAUGAUGGACUGCAGGCCGCCUACACCCUGGCCCAUGAGCUUGCGCAUGUCCUCAGUAUCCCGCAUGACAACUCCAACAACUGUAAGAAGGUAUUUGGAGAGUUGAAUAAAAACCAUUUGAUGGCUCCCCUGUUUCUGCAGCUCAAUAAGUCCACACCAUGGUCUCCAUGCAGCGCCAUGCACCUUACAGAAUUCUUUGACAGUGGUCACGGAGACUGUUUAUUGGAUGCACCAGGCACCUCUCUUGAACUUCCACGGGAACUUCCUGGAACAUCCGCUCGCUAUGACUUGGACAAUCAGUGUCGCCAAGUAUUUGGGAAAGAGUUCUCUCACUGCCCAAACACCAGGGAAGACGACAUUUGUGCUCAGCUGUGGUGUAAAGUUCUGGAUGAGCACGUCUGCCACACCAAAAAUGGAAGCCUACCCUGGGCUGAUGGGACUUCCUGCGGAGAUCAUCACGUGUGCUGGAAUGGGGUUUGUCAAGUGGAAGAAGACGUUGUUAAGCCUAAGGUGCCAGUAGAUGGAAACUGGGCCAGUUGGGGUUCAUGGGGCGAGUGCUCGCGAAGCUGUGGAGGAGGGGUGCGAUUUUCCUACCGAGAGUGCAGUGACCCUGAGCCUGAGAAUGGAGGGAAGUACUGUCAAGGCCAAAGAGCCAUCUAUGAGUCCUGUAACAUCCAGGAGUGCCCGCUACAAGAGAAGAGUUUCCGAGAAGUUCAGUGUGAAAAAUACAACACCUAUAACUAUACGGACAGGCACGGGAACCUCAUAGAGUGGAUUCCUAAAUUCUCUGGUGUGUCCUCCCGGGAUCGCUGCAAGCUAAUGUGCCGGGUACGUGGGGGGAGUGAAUUCAAAGUCUUCCAGUCCAAGGUGGUGGACGGUACCCUGUGUGGGCCGGAAAGUCUGUCUGUGUGUGUCCAGGGUCAGUGCGUCAAAGCUGGGUGUGAUCACGUAUUACAUUCCUCCAAUAAACUGGACAAGUGCGGCGUGUGUGGGGGAGAUGGAUCGAGCUGCAGGAAGAUAUCUGGAUCACUCAACAAGUCUAAGUAUGGAUAUACAGAUAUCGUCACCAUCCCAGCUGGAGCCACCAACAUAGAUGUAAAGCAACGCAGUCACCGUGGUAUCAUAUAUGAUGGUAUCUACCUGGCAAUCAAGAAAGCAGAUGGAAGCUACCUUCUAAACGGGGAUUUUAUGGUUUCUUCCAUUGAGCAGGAUGUGCAUCUAAGAGGAACAAUAUUGAUAUAUAGUGGCUCCAACACAACACUGGAGAGAAUACAAAGCUUCCACUCCCUGCCAGAACCACUGACGAUACAACUCCUCCGUGUCGUUGCAGAGUCUGUCCCACCCAAAAUUAAAUAUACAUUCUUCAUCCCUAAGAGUUUGCCAUAUGGACGACCAAAAGCCAAGGAUAAAGUCUCCCAUCAUUUACUUAGACCAUUAUUCAUUUCUCAGUGGUUUUUGGGAGACUGGUCUCAGUGUUCUAAGAGUUGUGGUUCUGGCUGGAAAAGGAGGACAGUAGAGUGCCGAGAUAUGGAGGGAAGGCCCUCAGACCUUUGCCCACAAGAGCUGAGACCUGAGGACAUUCGGGCUUGUGGGGACUUGCCCUGCCCAAUGUGGAGAGUAGGUAGCUUGUCACAUUGCUCUCAAACUUGUGGAGAAGGAAUAAGGACACAGAGGGUCUUUUGUGUGGACUACACUGGGAAAGAGACAGAAGAGGACAAAUGUGACCUAAGAAAACGUCCCGAAGGUGCUGCAGUUACUUGUAUGCUGGAGGAGUGCUAAUGACAAUGUGGCAUAGAUAUAGCAUAGAGGCAGCUAUAAACGUUAGCCCCCAUUGCUGCUGCUGUUGGACAUGGAUAUCCAUUCUGUUGGGCCUUAGAACAUUUGCUUUAAUAGAAUAUAUGCGAAUUCCAAAGGAUCACAUUUCACUUCCAGCUUUAUGCUUGGUUACACUAUUGAGUACUGCAAUCAGCUGGUCCACAAAGCUAACUCACCUAUCUGACAGUACAGGUUCCACCAGCAGCAGUGGGAGCAAUAUGUGCAGUAUGCGACAAGAGCGGGAUAUUGCCCUGUUCUACUAAAGACUAACUGCACAACGGAGACACACAAGAUGUGUCAGAAACAGGCUAGAAUCUACCUCACUAGAGUAUCCCUAACCUUGUGUAUCAGCUCCAUGUCCAAUAUCUUCUCACAGAAAACUCUGAAUUAUCUAUUGUACUUUUUCUUUUUUUUAUCUUUGUUGCAAGGAGGUCAUACUUUGUGUCACAGGAUGUCGAAACCAUGUUGCAUAAUUAGCUCAGUGUUCUUUCCCUCAGGCCAGCACAAUUUGAGAGGAAUGUGUUUGUAAAUCUGGUUUCAUCACACACUGAACCUUUAUAUAGCUAUUCGUUUAUCUCGUACUAGAUAGAUAUAAUUGGAGAUGUAGGAUAUUACCAGUACAGGAAAGUGAUGAUAUUAUGUGAACUAGAUGUACAGUACGAUGACUGUCCAGAUGUUACUUAUUAAUGUAACUUGUUAUGAGAGCACUAACCGGCUUAUUUAUAUUACCUCAGUACCAAUAAGCUACUACAGGUCACCUCUCAUUUCCCUACCACAAUGUCUGCCAUUGCUCCAUACUAUUAAGUAAAUCUGUAAUUAAGAGAGUACACUAGGGAGUUUAUUGCACAGUAUAAGGUAUAGAGCCGGUGAUCAGCUUAGGAGUGGGGGAAAUAGGUGGUUGGUGCAGUAGGUGCAGAAAGUAAAAGAUCAGAUUUUGUUACUUGGAUCACUUGUACAGGCUUCAAAUCAAAACACUUUAUAUAAUGAGGUUUUGUACUCAGGUAGCUUCUGAACCUUCUGUAGCCUCCAAGAUAAAAGGGUGGAGGAGAUUCAGUUAUCUGAUAUCCAAGAUUAAAAAAGAUAGACAUUUCCUUUUGUGCACUGAAAGAGGAAACUGCAAAUCCUUCACCUGAUCAUUACUUUUUUGAGGACUUCUGUAAACCAUUUAUGGUUAAAUGCUUUACCUGGGAUGUCUGCCAGUGACUCUCAAAGUCACGAGUGCAGUAAGUGCAACUGUAUAGUGGUUCUUUCUGUCCUCUCCCCAGGGAGAAAUCUCAAUCUGAAAUAUGUUUUUCUCCAGUUCAUUAAAUUAACGGAAAGUAGUAGGUGGAAAUUACAACUCAAGAAAGUAGCAAUGGGCCAUUUGGAGUCCUCCGAUUUGUGACUGUCCUAUUUGGAGGACUACAUUGGAACAACUGGGACAUGCGUGAAUAAAACUAUGAGCUGCUUAGAGCGCCUUCUGCUCUUGCUCAUUGCUGUGUAGCUUCAGCCAAGGAAAGUGCCCCAUGUAGGCCAAUAAAAGGUGGCAAAUGUUCCCUUCUGCCUCCCCAUAGCGAUGCCCCUGAAUGGAACCAAAGAAAACGCUCAUUCUAUUUUCAUCCAAACCCUUAAGUUACAACUAGUAUAUCAGACACGUGUAAAAAGAAUGAAGACUGAAUAGUUAAACACUAAGUAAUAUAUUAGAAGAGGUUCUGGAUUGCGAUCUUACAAUAUAUCCAAUUCUCUUUCCUAUAGAAUGCCAAUUUUGGGACGGAUUCAAAGUUGGGAUCAAAGCAAAAAAACAAGUAACUGUGCACUUUAGUAAAAACAUGUUGCAGCGCAGGUGGGGCGCAGAGGCAUAGAUGUACAUACCUCCCAACAUUGGGAAGGUCAGGACUCCAGCGUGCCUUGCUGGCCAAAAAGGGGGUGUGACUAUGGAAAAAGGUGGCAUGGCUUUGCGGGAAUGCCGCGAUCGUGAGCCAAGCCUCCCAUUUUCAUCGUUGUGGGGGCAUGUCCUGCACUCUAUGAGCUGCUGGCCAUGCCGCCCAGCCCCUCUGUCUCCCAUGAAUAGAUGCUGCUCUGCUAAGUAAAACAGAGAAUGAGAGGUGGGCUUCCAACUGCCCCCCCCCCCCAUGGGAAACUGCGGCCCACGAGUGAGACAGCGGUACAGUCCCCCCCAAAAAAGUGACUGUCCUGCAAAAAUUGGGACAGUUGGGAGGUAUGGACAGUUGGGAGGUAUGGACCCUACACCACUCACUGUCAGUCACCACCCCACAAAGAUAGUCACUGUAGAACUUCUAUUAAUCAGAGCUCCGUCUUGCCUUCAAUUAAUGCACCACUUCCCCAGUGACCGGAGAAGGGGGAAAGGGACAACACAAGCUCUGCUUCCAGCAAUAGAACAGUGUGAAGUGGAGAUAUCUUAUUCCAUGGCCAUCAAUGAUCUGCGACCAGUAAAGGACAAAUAACCUAGAAUACCAGAUGUCAUUCCCCAAUACCUAUGCUACAUACAUAAUAACAUCGUUUCUGAGGUUGAAACAAGACAAUUUGUCCAUCGAGUUCAACCUAUUUGUGUUCCCCUACGCUGUAUUUUUUUCUGGACUAAUCUAACGUGCGCUAAAGUCGGCCGUUAUGUUUAUUAUUCUUUUUUGUAACUAUAGCGAGUGAUCUAUGCACCAUACCCCUGUAUAUCCUUAUCCUUUAGGAAUGUAUCCAGCCCAUUCUUAAAAAUGUUGACCGAGUCUGCCAUUAUCACACUCUCAGGCAGGGAAUUCCAAAAUCGUAUUGUCCUAACUGUGAAAAAAACUUUUUUGCCUUAGUGUACGAAACCUCAUCUCCUCUAACUUAAGCGGGUGUCCACGUGUUUUCUGUGUCGAUCUUACUAAAAACAGAUCGCGCGCAAACUCUAUGUAUUGUCCCCUUAUAUAUUUAUAAAUGUUGAUAAUGUCCCCUCUUAAUCUCCUCUUUUCCAGUGUAAACAUGCCUGGCCUUGAAAGUCCUUUCCUGGUAUUCCAGCAUCUCCAUUCCUCUGAUUAGUUUGGUUGCCCGCCUCUGAACCUUUUCUAGCUCUAGGAUAUCCUUUUUGUAGUAUGGUGCCCAAAAUUGUGCACAGUAUUCAUGAUGUGGCCUCACUAGGGAUUUAUAUAAUGGGAGUAUAACACUCUCGUCCCUUGCAUCAAUUCUCCGUUUUAUGCAUUCUAAUACCUUGUUUGCCUUCUUUGCUGCAAUCCUACUUUGGGUAUUGCUGCUCAGUUUGCUAUCUAUAUGAACACCUAAGUAUUUUUCCAGUACAGAAUCCCCUAAAUUCACCCCAUUUAGUGUGUAUGUGUUAUUUAUGUUCUUGGUACCAAAGUGCAUUACCUUACACUUGUCUGUAUUGAAACCCAUUUUCCAUUUUGCUGCCCAUGAUUCCAGUUUAUCUAAAUCAUUCUGGAGAGACUCAGCAUCACCCUCCGAAUUUCUAACCUUACACAGUUUGGUAUAAUCUGCAAAAAUUGACACCAUGCUCUCUAGACCUACCGCUAGAUCGUUAAUAAAAAUGUUGAACAAUAGUGGUCCAAGUACAGACCCUUGUAGCACACCACUUAGUACUUCACUCCAAUUUCAAAAAGUGUGGGAUGUGUGACACUGCAUUAGCUUUGUAGCCAAGUUCAAGCUACUGUGCUCUGUGAUCGGUACUUUAAUGGUAAAAGUGGAUGACAUCUUCCAUGUGAUUACUAACAGGAAGGUUGUCAGGUACAGGAAAACCUUUACCCCAGCUGUCUGGAUAAGACAUACCUGUGAAUGUUACCAGUAGGCGUCUACUACAAAGCCUUUUAUAUUUUGGGUUUAGCUGAGCCUUAAGGGACACGUUCACUGCAAACUCUUAUUGUCUGAUGAUGUGUUGACCGGCCGGAGCAGAAGUCGAUAGACGUCUGAUUGGCGACAGCUGGCCAUUCUCAGCAGAACUCCCUCCCGGUACCUCACAUCUAAGGCUGCUGUUGUGAAUUUACUGGGAACACUAAAAUAGAUUUGUUGUGCAAGACUCUUGAUCUCCUACUUGCCAAAUAUGUGUUACAGUUACAGUCUGACACAUGUCCUGUUGUGUUCCAGGACAAAGCAAUACAUCACAAAGAAUAACUACUCAUUUACAGAAGGACUAGGUGUUCUAACACUUAGCACCCUUUUGUGCUAUGUAUUGUAACGAGGGUCAUUAUAACAAUUCACAAACUUAUCGAACUACUUGAAACAAAGUCAUAGUGAAGCUCUAGUGUAUAUGCAGCCCCUUAAAUACCAAUACCGCUCCUAUAAUAGCUGUGCUGGCUGUUCCCUAAUAAAUUAUUCCUAGUGCAAUGGUUAAUCUGAGAUAAGCGUUCCUCUGGGUGGGGUGGUUAUGCGGUUUCUGACAGACAACAGCUGGAAAACAUGUGGGAUUUCUGUAUGAAUUUCCAAACAGGCUGUGUGGGAAUAAUUGUGUAUGGAGACCUGGUCUGAGAGGAGGAAAGGACAUGUCUCGGGCCAAUCGGAGAUCCUGCUUCUAGCAUUACAUUCCCUAAUCUGUGUGACGCUCCAGGAGCAGGACAUCAGCCUUUGGAAAAGUAGCUCCUGGCCUGUAGCAAUACUCACCGUAUAGUCAGCGCAAAUGGAACCCUUAAAUUACUUAUUGAUCGAAACUGUAGAUGAAUCUAGGCCCUCAUUCCGAAUUGUUCGCUCGCUAGCUGCUUUUAGCAGCAUUGCACACGCUAAGCCGCCGCCUACUGGGAGUGAAUCUUAGCAUAGCAGAAUUGCGAACGUAAGAUUAGCAGAUUUGCGAAUAGAAAUUUCUUUGCAGUUUCUGAGUAGCUCGAGACUUACUCUGCCACUGCGAUCAGUUCAGUCAGUUUCGUUCCUGGUUUGACGUCACAAACACACCCAGCGUUCACUCAGACACUCCCCCGUUUCUUCAGACACUCCCGCGUUUUUCCCAGAAACGGUAGCGUUUUUUCGCACACACCCAUAAAACGGCCAGUUUCCGCCCAGAAACACCCACUUCCUGUCAAUCACACUCCGAUCACCAGAACGAAGAAAUUUCUUCGUUAAGCCGUGAGUAAAAUACCAAACUUAUUAGCAAAUUUACUUGGCGCAGACGCACUGCGAACAUUGCGCAUGCGCAUUAGCGACUAAUCGCUCCGGUGCGGAAAAAAAAUAACGAGCGAACAACUCGGAAUGAGGGCCCUAGUUCUCUCUGACAGUGAAAACGUAUGAAGAUCCCAUUUUCUGUAUUAGUGUAACCAUUUAUUGUGGCAGCUGGUAGAACAUUGAGGCUCCUCAGUAAAGCAUCAGGAUAAUCACACUGAAUAGGACGAGGUAAAAGUCACUUGCUGCUUACCUAGCUACGCAGUGGCAAACGCAGGAUUUGCAUGGGGGGGUUUCUAGAACUGGGCGGAGCCAAUCACGGGGGUGGGGACUGAGGUGACCCAGUAUAUGCUGGGUCCGUAAAACUAGUGUGUGUGUGUGUGUGUGUGUGUGUGUGUGCGUGUGUGUGUGUGUGUGUGUGUA
Pseudophryne corroboree (corroboree frog) is the source of this 9013-nucleotide messenger RNA. It is a transcript of the gene ADAMTS8, whose product is annotated as ADAM metallopeptidase with thrombospondin type 1 motif 8. The record is from RefSeq and is a predicted model, not a curated record. Gene Ontology annotation, molecular function: metalloendopeptidase activity; zinc ion binding. Gene Ontology annotation, biological process: proteolysis; extracellular matrix organization. Lineage: Eukaryota; Metazoa; Chordata; Amphibia; Anura; Myobatrachidae. The transcript has 9 exons. The coding region runs from base 554 to 3484 and encodes 976 amino acids.